AUCCUCAUUUAAUAAGCAUAUCUCGCAUUUAAUAAACUAAUUUAGAAGUAGUUCAUUAAUAAAUUAAUGAUACUGAUUGAUAUUGUAACAUACUGUUAAUUUUCAUUUAGGAGGAAAUAUUUAUCGGGACAAGCCAUGAUUAAUAUUCACGUAAUGGUCAUUUUGUUGCUGAGCUUCAAACAGAGUUUUGGACUUGAAGUAAACAUAACAAAAAAAACCCCUAACUCGGAAGGUACACUUUAUAGUGUACAUUUCGAAAGACAGUUACAGUUCACGAUUCCCGAUGAAUGUGCCAAGCUCGAUUUUUGUGAGGUAAUUCCCGAUUUUCCGGAUGAUGAAAUUUCAGAAUUAAUCGAUUUACUGAUUGCUGAUAAUAUCCAUUUCAAUCAAGAUCGUGAAAGUAUAUUUGAUGGACAAGACGGUAAAGAAAUUAAUCUGUGCCGUUCGAAAUCAACUUUUCUCCAACCGAAGGCAGUGAAGGUCGAUGAUGAAUGGCAUCUAGUCUUAAACUCUAAAAACAACAUGGUUCAAUCGUUCAAAGGAGAAAAAUGUAUGGACGGACUAAAAGCUCCUUGCUCAGAGUUGAUAAAAUUCAAUAGAGGCUUUACGGGACACUGUGUCCAAAAGUAUAUGGAACGACGUGUAAUCGUGCUUAGUACAAACUAUGAGGAAGUCAUUGCGUUGCCUCAACCAGUACCAAGUUGUUGUUCCUGCAUGGCUUUCUUACAAUGAAUACGCCUUUGACUUUAUAAACGUCCCCGUUUCGUAUGACAUGGUUUCGGCAUUCUCCAUUUUACUUCAUGUCGGAUAUAACGCUUGUUAACAAGUUUUAGAGAUUUGAACGUAAAAACCACGGUUUGAUAUGGAUAAUAUUCACUAUGUUAUAUGUAUAGAAAAAAAUAAAAUGUUUGCUCA
Pieris napi is the source of this 915-nucleotide messenger RNA. RefSeq lists its product as uncharacterized. Gene Ontology annotation, biological process: innate immune response; regulation of Toll signaling pathway; central nervous system formation. Bases 136 to 732 code for a protein of 198 amino acids. Lineage: Eukaryota; Metazoa; Arthropoda; Insecta; Lepidoptera; Pieridae. Gene Ontology annotation, molecular function: Toll binding; growth factor activity. The record is from RefSeq and is a predicted model, not a curated record. The transcript has 5 exons. Gene Ontology annotation, cellular component: extracellular region.